This is a messenger RNA of Fraxinus pennsylvanica, 651 nucleotides long. NCBI's taxonomy places the organism in Eukaryota, Viridiplantae, Streptophyta, Magnoliopsida, Lamiales, Oleaceae. The record is from the annotation of a GenBank genome assembly.
AUGGCUUCUUCACUCGCUCUCAGAAGAGCUGUACGCGGCCCCGCUUUCUUCAACCGGCUCCUGUUCCCCGGCAGAGUCUGUUCGGUGGCUCCCUCUGUUAAGCGCUCCUACAAUACUAACGCUCAGAUGACCCCUUAUGAUGAGGGUGAUAGGAGAGUCGAUGUUGAACGCCGUUCUGACAGUUCCGUCACUCGGCGUCGUGACGAUUUUCCAACUUUUUUCUCCGAUGCCUUUGAUCCGUUCUUUCCCGGUAGAAGUUUGAGCCAAGUCCUGAAUAUGAUGGACCAGUUUAUGGACAGCCCUUUCAUGACUGCUGGCCGUGGAAGGGGUAUUGGCGCCGGAGUAAGGAGGGGAUGGGAUGUGAAAGAGGAUGACGAUGCACUUUAUCUCCGACUAGAGAUGCCCGGACUUGACAAGGAUCAAGUGAAAGUCUUGGUCGAGCAGAAUACCCUGGUGAUCAAAGGGGAAGGUGAGAAAGAAUAUGAGGAUGAUGAACAUGGAAGACGAUACUCGAGCAGGCUCGAUUUGCCACCAAACUUGUACAAACUCGAUGGGAUAAAGGCUGAGAUGAAGAACGGCCUAUUGAAAGUUGUGGUGCCUAAAGUGAAAGAGGAAGAGAGGAUGGAUGUGUUUCAGGUUGAUGUCAAGUGA